AUGUCGUCACUCGUCUACUAUCCCACCUCGCCCAAGGAGGCGCUGGUCAAGGAGUUUGUGGGCAAGUCGAUCCGGGACGUGCCGACGCCGGCGGCGGUGAUGAAUGUUGCGGCGGCGAGGCGGAACUGCGAGAGGAUGCUAGAGGCGGUGCAGAAGCUGGAGCUGGGGUGGAGGGCGCAUGUGAAGACACACAAGACUGUCGAGUUGACAAGAUUGCAAGUUGGAGAGGAUGUAAUGAGGCCGGCGAAUCUGAUUGUCUCGACGCUCUCAGAAGCAGAGUUUAUUCUGCCUUUGUUGGAGGAGUAUAAGAGCAAGGGGAGGCAGGUAAAUUUUGUCUACGGAUUGCCCAUCUCCAAGGGAGCCGUGCCGCGGCUGGCGGCGAUUGCAAAGGUGCUCGGCGAAGGUAGCAUCUCAGUUCUUCUCGAUGACCCUGCGCAGUUGGCCGCAGCGGCAGAGCUGGAGAAGCAGUCUGGUGUGAAGCCGCUGGCGCACAUUAAGAUUGACAUGGGUGGAAAGCGAGCCGGAGUCGUGGAGAGCAGCGAGCGCUUCGUCCAGGUUGCCGAUGCGGCGUUGGCGGCUCACAAGGCCGGAGCCGUGGUGCUGUCCGGACUGUAUUCACAUGCGGGACACUCAUAUGGAGGAGACAGCCGUGUUGCCGCGGUAAAGAUGCUGCGGGCUGAGGUCGAUGCCAUGCUGAGCGGCGCGGAGAGGCUGGUUGUCAAGGCAAAGGAGGCGGGUGUUACGCUGCCCACGCUGGUUGUCUCGGCCGGAGCGUCUCCUACGGCACUGGCGGUGCAGAACCUGCUGAGCGGACAGCCGGACGAGGCUCAAGAUCGCGAGACUGGCACACCAGAGCUGCAGGCCGCGGUGACGGAGCUGGCAGGGCUGUUCCAAACGGUCAAGAGCAAGGGCCAUGCGGUGGAGAUCCACGCAGGCGUGUACCCGACCCUGGAUCUGCAGCAAUUGGCGGCACACAGCAUGGCCUCCUCAAAGCUGUCAUGGCGAGACAUUGCCCUCACUGUCGUGGCUGAGGUUCACGGCGUGUAUCCCGGCCGGGGCACCAACGGCACGGAUGAGGCGCUGAUCGGGGCGGGUGGUCUAGCACUAGGCCGCGAGUUCUGCAAGGCAUACGACGGCAUGGCCAUGGUGACGCCGUGGGGGCGAGAUGUGGCGAUGCCCUCUUGCGACGUCGAGGACUACGAAGGC
Trichoderma virens Gv29-8 is the source of this 1206-nucleotide messenger RNA. RefSeq lists its product as uncharacterized. The record is from RefSeq and is a predicted model, not a curated record. The annotation marks the transcript as partial. Gene Ontology annotation, molecular function: D-serine ammonia-lyase activity. NCBI's taxonomy places the organism in Eukaryota, Fungi, Ascomycota, Sordariomycetes, Hypocreales, Hypocreaceae. Gene Ontology annotation, biological process: D-serine catabolic process. The transcript has 3 exons.